AUGUCGUUCAAAGCCUCUGGGCCCAAUACACGCCCGGACAGAGUCAAAGAAGCUCCCCGACCACCGUCUCCUAUCACAUCCGCCAGCACCCAUCCUGUUCCACCAACCUGGAAAUCACAAUCUCACUUCCACUCCCGCCGAUCCUCAGCCUCUUCUAUAGCCUCUUUCCACUCGGCUCGUUUCCCACACGAUGAAGAGUCUCGAAUGGUCUCGGCGUCUCACACUAUCAAGGCUGAGGCGAAUGCACAAUUCGCGGGACAGGACUACUCGCAAGCCAUUUCAACAUAUGACAGGGCACUGGCCGAGUUACCGAGCUACCUCGACUAUGAGAUGGCAGUCCUGCAAAGUAAUAUUGCUGCAUGCCACCUGAAGCUGGAACAAUGGAAGGAUGCUGUGCAAAGCUGUGAGAAGGGCCUUGAUGGACUGGAGCGGGAGAUGCCCACAAAGCCCAAAGCCAAAAAGAAGGACAAGAACGGCAAGAUGAAACAAAAGAAAUACUCGAAGACAACCUUGAACUCUGACACCGAGUCCGAGAGUGAAGUUCCCAAAGAACAAGACGACACGAUUGUUGAACUCGACUCCGAUCAAGAUGAAGCCACUGCCUUGGCAUCAUUGAACUUGUCUGAUGCAAGAAAAGAAGACAUUCAUCGCAUCCGCACGAAACUACUCCUCCGUCGUGCAAGGGCUCGAUCAUCCAUACCUUCCCAGUCGGGUUCCAGCGCCUGGGCCAACCUUUCCGGCGCCCUGGAAGAUUACAAACUUCUUUCUACAACCUCAUAUUUCAGCACUCUCCCUUCUUCCGACCAGAACACCGUUCGUCUCGCUCUGGUCAGUCUCCCUCCACAAGUUGACAAGGCCAAAGAGAAGGAAAUGGGUGAAAUGAUGGGGAAGCUCAAAGAGCUGGGGAAUGGAAUACUAAAGCCUUUUGGCCUCUCCACAAACAAUUUCAAAAUGGUUCAAGGUGAAGGGGGUGGAUAUAGUCUCAGUUUCGAUAGUGGAGGGGGUAGUGAACAGAAGAAAUGA
Exophiala bonariae is the source of this 1023-nucleotide messenger RNA. RefSeq lists its product as uncharacterized. Bases 1 to 1023 code for a protein of 340 amino acids. Gene Ontology annotation, molecular function: protein binding. NCBI's taxonomy places the organism in Eukaryota, Fungi, Ascomycota, Eurotiomycetes, Chaetothyriales, Herpotrichiellaceae. The transcript has a single exon. The record is from RefSeq and is a predicted model, not a curated record.